Mucor mucedo is the source of this 1327-nucleotide messenger RNA. RefSeq lists its product as uncharacterized. The record is from RefSeq and is a predicted model, not a curated record. Lineage: Eukaryota; Fungi; Mucoromycota; Mucoromycetes; Mucorales; Mucoraceae. Bases 187 to 1176 code for a protein of 329 amino acids. The transcript is spliced from 2 exons.
GGCAAUGGGAUCAGCGGUGAGUCUCAUCUUUUUUUUUUUUUUUAAAAAAAAAAAUCAUAUGAGAAAAAACUCAACAUCUUCCUCUCUUGAAUAGAUACUUCCGUUACAGCAGAUGAGUUGAUUCCUUUGCUUGCUUCCGUUAUUGUACAAAGUAAUGUACCGAGACUCGCCAGUUUGAUUUAUUACAUGCAGUAUUACAGAUUAGCUCGAAUGGUAGAAGGAUCUGUUUAUAGUUUUGUCGUGACCACCAUGAAAUCAGCUUGUGAAUUCUUAAAAGACGAUCCACUUUCACUUAACGAUGCGAGUUCUGUCAGUUCAAGUAUUUCUGCCGGCUCUUUAUCCACCAUCAACCUAUCACCCGAAAGAUCCAGAUCGGUUUCUUUUAGUUCUGCCGCCAGUAAAUUCGGUAAACCCAAUAGCGCACCGCCGCAGCAUCAUGUGAAUACUGCUCGCUUUUCACUCAAUCAUCGUAAAUCACAAAGUGCAGAUCUUUACGGUCUGACAGACCUCAACUCACCUCUGGAACAAGAAGUGCUAGAUGUGGAUAUCGAAGGAGAAAGUACAUAUAGCCAUGGUGUAAGUAGAAGAAACUCAGCCAUUGUUCGACCGCUGAUUGUAUUACCCAAUCGACAUGAAGAAAAUCGAAGGAGCCUAGAUAUCCCCAAUGAUUGGCUGUUACCGGAUCAUACGACCAUCAGUAGUAGUAGUAGUAGCAGUAGUAGUAGUCAUACUAACCGAUACAAAAAUAGCAAAACACCAUCCCGUAACCUUGGUUUAUCCAAACCCAUGGUAACCACCACAUUCCCGUCCAUAUCCAAUUCAACCCCUUUACCUGUCGACGUUUUACCUCACCCUAUUGAUUCACCUAUCCCAUCUUCUGCAUUAACAAAUUCAGUGAUUGAUAUACCCAAACUAGGUCGAUCCCUUAGUACAUCUACUGUCAAGAAGAAACUCUCUCAACCACCCAAAGUCAUUAAUAUCCGUGAUCGUAUUUCCUUUGACGGUGUGCGACGACCUGCAUCCAUCUGUAUUGAUACACGUUCACUUCAUAGUAUUGAGGAUGGUGGUGAGGAAUCAGAGGAAUUGAUGGGUGACUUCUUACGGGGUCUAAGUAAAUUAGAUGGGAAUGUUGUGGGAGAAAGAACAGGUUCCAUAAAAACUUUUAGGCGUCUUUAAAAAAAAAAAAAAUUACCACCCCCUUUCCCUCUCCCCCUUUUAUUAAAUUUUUUUUUUUUUUUAUAUAUGUAUAUUUCUUUAUAAGCUUUGAAUUUGACUCAGUUUGGCCUUGGCUUCCUCUUCGGAAACAGGAAGAUAAUAAAGAUGAGGA